UCCCUGCAACGCCGAGAGUCCUAAAGGAGCCAGAACUGACACGCUGCUAUGCCACAAUGCAAACAUUGCCAAAUAAGGCCACGCAAGCAGUUUAAGUAGUUGGUCGCCAUCCCCACUACAGUUCUCAUUCCGCCCGUCAUGUCUUAUCUCGCAACUUGGUCAUUACUAGCGGCGGCAUUGGCCCCAGCGGUCCUUGCGACCCCACUAUCUACCAACACUUACAAUCCUCCCAGUCGGCCGCAAUUCAAGGUUGCGCCGUUAAUGGCCUCUGACCAUCCAUACGGAACCAUCAACAACUCGUAUAUCGUCGUUCUUCGUGAUGACCUUCCUCAAGCUGUCAUGCAGAACCACCUUAACUUUCUCCAGAUGGCUCAUUCCUCUGACUUGCUCCUCGGCCACGAGUUCGCAGAGGGCGUCCGUCACAUUUACGACGGACACAUCAAAGGUUACGCCGGAGAGUUCACUGAGAACGUCAUCGAACAGGUACGGCGGAUGCCUGAGGUUGACUUCGUAGAGAAGGACCAAAUAGUGCAUACCAUGGAAAUGAGCACCCAGAAGGGUUCGCCGUGGGGUCUCGCCCGUAUUAGUCAUCGUGACAAACUCGGUUUCAGCACUUUCACCAAGUAUCUCUAUGACACGGAAGGUGGUGAUGGUGUUGACGUCUACGUCGUUGACACUGGUAUCAAUGUCGACCACUCCGAAUUCGAGGGUCGCGCUUCCUGGGGCAAGACCAUCCCGGCCAAUGACGUCGAUGAGGAUGGCAAUGGUCACGGUACCCACUGUGCUGGUACUAUUGCUUCCCGCAAGUAUGGUGUCGCCAAGAAGGCAAAUGUCAUCGCCGUCAAGGUUCUGGGUUCCAAUGGCAGUGGCACCAUGUCUGACGUUGUCUCGGGAGUUGCGUGGGCAGCUCAGUCAGCUGUGAAGAAGCUCGCAGCUGCUCGCGCUGAGUUUGCCGCUACUGGCAAGACCAAGCACAAAGGCUCAGUUGCAAACAUGAGUCUUGGUGGUGGAAAGUCUCCUGCUCUCGACCUUGCUGUUAACCGCGCGGUUGAUGCUGGUCUUCAUUUUGCCGUUGCUGCUGGUAACGACAACAAGGAUGCCUGCAAGUACUCACCUGCAGCAGCUGAGAAAGCUGUGACUGUUGGCGCCUCCACGCUUGGUGAUGAGCGUGCAUACUUCUCCAACCACGGCGAGUGUGUGGAUAUCUUCGCUCCUGGUCUUAACAUCCUGUCCACGUACAUUGGUAGCAAAACUGCUGUAGCUACCCUCUCUGGUACCUCGAUGGCCUCUCCCCAUACCGCCGGCCUCCUUGCAUACCUUUUGUCGAUUUACCCCUCCACUACGUUCAACCCUACGUUCAGCUCAACGUUCCUUCCUUCUACCCUCAACCUCGAGCGCCCUUAUGCCUCGUUCUACUCCCUAUGUCAUGCUGCCCUCCCACGCUGGAUGACCGAGUUCAUGCCAUCACCGCAGAUGUUUGUCAACGCGCCCAUUUACGGCGGUCCCGCUGAGAUAUCCCCCUUGGAGCUCAAGACCGCUCUUCGCACGCUCGCGUCGUCGGGCAUGCUUGCUGAUCUGCCCGCGAAGACGGUGAACUUGCUUAUCUUCAACAAUGCAACCGAAGCAUGAUGCAUAGAUAUAUUUCCAGUGGGUAUUCCGCUGUCAUAAUGCAUGGCCAAACACUGGGUCUGAGUGAAGUAAUGUUCACUCGACUGUCGCCAAGGGAGGAGAGUAGUCUGGGUGGUUGCCUCAGCUUCUCAAACAUGAAUAUAUAUCAUUUCAGUUAAA
Messenger RNA from Suillus clintonianus, 1788 nucleotides. RefSeq names its product peptidase S8/S53 domain-containing protein. Bases 139 to 1629 code for a protein of 496 amino acids. Lineage: Eukaryota; Fungi; Basidiomycota; Agaricomycetes; Boletales; Suillaceae. The record is from RefSeq and is a predicted model, not a curated record. Gene Ontology annotation, molecular function: serine-type endopeptidase activity. Gene Ontology annotation, biological process: proteolysis. The transcript is spliced from 5 exons.